UUGAUAUCGCACGGCUGUGAGGCGCUGCUGAGUGUUGUGCUGUAUUGUGCUGCGAGGAAUCGCACCGUAUUGUUUGUUUGGGAAGAAGCGUUUGCUGUGCUGCACAGAGGGGAGAGGGGUUAAUACAGAUCAAAAGGCAUAAAUGAUCACUUUCCUCAGUGCUCCGUCUUGAAAAGAUUAUUCCAUCUGCAAGCAAGGAUCAUCCUUGUCGCGCUGUACCUGCGGGCUGCCGUGACAGGCGGUAUUUCUCGGAUCUGAAUCGGCAACAAAGAUUUUAGAGCUCGACUGGGAUCUAUGGAUUCCGGCAGAAUUCUGGCAUCUUCAAAACGCCGGGCUUGGAUGCGUCCCGUCAUCUUUGCUUGACAUAAGCAAUGUCUUGCUCUUUAAUAAUACUGGAGUGUCAAGUAACAUCCACAAUUGGAAUUGAUCGACUAUCUGUAGGGACCUUUUCCUUGAAUGAGGUGCAGGGUAAUGUACUGUAGCCUCAGGUGGAAAUUAUCCAGUUUUGCACAUAGUUGUUUUAACAUAUAAUAAUUGUUAAUCAUUUUAAUAGCUUGAAAAUAGGAUAGAUCUUAUAAUGACCUUUUUAGCUCUGUGCCUUCAGUGUGCAUGGCCGUAACGUUAUAGGAUAAUGAUGAUCCACCUCGAGUGAUUUUUUUUUCCAUUUUGCGAGUCAUCUCUCGCAUUGAGGAUUCGUAGCUUCUGUGACCGUGACUGACGUUGCCGGACUUGCAGUCGAGUUGCUGGGAUUUGAUGCUUUCUUAACGAAAUAUCUAUGAAGAUGUGGGUUAAUCCGGAGGAAGUGCUGUUGGCCAGCGCGCUGUGGAUCACUGAGAGAGCUAAUCCCUACUUCAUCCUGCAGAAGAGGAAGGGGCACGGCGGAGGAGGAGGAGGAGGAGGAGGGCUAGCCGGUCUGCUGGUUGGAACCUUGGAUGUGGUCCUGGACUCUAGUGCUCGUGUUGCUCCCUACAGAAUUCUCUACCAGACACCUGACUCCCUUGUGUAUUGGACAAUAGCCCAUGGCGGCUCACGGAAGGAGAUUACAGAACACUGGGAAUGGCUGGAGCAGAAUCUGCUGCAGACGCUGUCUAUUUUUGAGAACGAGAAUGACAUCACUACUUUUGUUAAAGGCAAAAUUCAGGGCAUCAUAGCCGAGUACAAUAAGAACCAUGACAUCAGGGAGGAUGAUGACACUGAGAAGUUUAAGGAAGCUACGGCCAAAUUCCGGAAGCUCUUCGGGAUGCCCGAAGAGGAGAAGCUAGUGAACUAUUACUCCUGUAGCUACUGGAAAGGCAAAGUGCCCCGCCAGGGGUGGGUCUACCUCAGCAUCAACCACCUCUGCUUCUAUUCCUUUCUGCUGGGCAAGGAAGCAAAAUUAGUGAUCCGUUGGGCAGAUAUCACUCAGCUAGAGAAAAACCCCACCUUACUGUUGCCAGACAUCAUAAAAGUGAGCACCAGGUCCAACGAGCACAUCUUCUCUGUCUUCCUCAAUAUCAAUGAGACCUUCAAGCUGAUGGAACAGCUGGCCAACAUAGCUAUGAGGCAGCUUCUAGACAACAAGGGCUUUGAACAAGACAGGUCUCUGCCAAAACUAAAGAAGAAAUCCCCCAAGAAAGUGUCAGCCCUUAAAAGGGAUCUGGAUGCAAGAGCCAAGAGCGAGCGCUACAGGGCCUUAUUCCGGCUGCCCAAAGAUGAGAAACUAGAUGGACACACAGACUGCACCCUUUGGACCCCCUUCAACAAAAUGCACAUUGUGGGCCAGAUGUUUGUUUCCACUAAUUACAUCUGCUUCACCAGUAAAGAAGAGACACUGUGCAGCCUCAUUAUUCCACUCAGAGAGGUGACAAUUGUGGAGAAGGCAGACAGCUCAAGUGUCCUGCCAAGUCCUUUGUCCAUCAGCACCAAAAAUAGGAUGACUUUUCUCUUUGCCAACCUCAAAGACAGAGACUUUCUUGUGCAGAGGAUUUCCGACUUCCUGCAACAGACCACAUCCAAGAUCUACUUUGACAGAGAGAUCAUGGGAAGUUACAACAGUUCGGAUGAUGAGGUGUACUCAAGGCAGAGCAGUCUGCUGUCCUGCAGCCCUCAGAGGAGUCUGGGUUCGGAGAUAGAGGGAGAGCGCCAGUUCAAUCUCAAUGAUAACAGUGUCCCAACUGCUACCCAGGCCCUUAUGACAAUGUACCGCCGAAGAUCACCAGAAGAAUUUAACCCCAAACUGGCGAAAGAGUUCCUGAAGGAGCAGGCCUGGAAGAAUCACUUUACAGAGUAUGGUCAAGGAGUGUGCAUGUAUCGCACGGAGAAGACCAAGGACCUGGUCCUGAAAGGCAUACCGGAGAACAUGAGGGGCGAGCUCUGGCUGCUGUUCUCUGGAGCUAUCAAUGAGAUGGCUACUCACCCUGGUUAUUAUGAAGAUCUGGUGGAGAAGUCAAUGGGUAAAUACAACCUGGCUACGGAGGAGAUAGAGAGGGACCUCCACCGCUCCCUGCCUGAGCACCCUGCCUUCCAGAAUGAGAUGGGGAUUGCAGCCCUGAGACGGGUGCUGACGGCUUAUGCUUUCAGGAAUCCCAACAUUGGGUACUGCCAGGCCAUGAAUAUUGUCACCUCAGUUCUGCUACUCUACGCCAAGGAAGAGGAAGCCUUCUGGCUCCUGGUAGCUCUUUGUGAGAGAAUGCUGCCAGACUACUACAACACAAGGGUUGUCGGGGCGCUUGUUGACCAGGGGGUAUUUGAAGAGCUAGCCCGGGAGUACGUGCCUCAGCUCUAUGACUGCAUGCAGGACCUAGGAGUGAUUUCCACCAUCUCGCUCUCCUGGUUUCUGACGCUCUUUCUCAGCGUCAUGCCCUUUGAGAGUGCCGUAGUGGUGGUGGACUGCUUCUUCUACGAGGGCAUCAAAGUGAUCUUCCAGUUGGCUCUGGCUGUGCUGGAUGCCAACAUCGACAAACUGCUGAACUGCAAAGAUGAUGGAGAAGCCAUGACUGUUCUGGGCAGGUACCUGGACAGUGUGAGUAACAAGGACAGCACCCUCCCCCCAAUCCCCCAUUUGCACUCUCUCCUCACUGACGAUGGGGAGCCCCACCCUGAGGUGGACAUUUUCAAGCUGGUCAGGAGCUCAUAUGAGAAAUUUGGGACCAUCAGAGCAGAUGUGAUUGAACAGAUGCGUUUCAAACAGAGGCUGAGAGUGAUCCAGACCAUUGAAGACACUACAAAACGCAAUGUGGUCCGAACUAUUGUGACUGAAACGGCAUUCAGCAUUGAUGAGCUUGAAGAGCUCUAUGUUUUGUUUAAGGCAGAACAUCUGACAAGCUGCUAUUGGGGUGGAAACAGCAAUCCCACUGACAGGCAUGACCCCAGCCUGCCCUACCUGGAGCAGUAUCGCAUUGACUUUGAGCAGUUCAAGGGCCUCUUUGGGCUUCUCUUUCCGUGGGCCUGCGGGGCUCAUUCUGAUUCACUGGCCAUGCGCUUCUUCAGGCUGCUGGACCAGAACGGGGACUCCUUCAUCAACUUCAGAGAAUUCGUCACUGGCUUGAGUGUGCUUUGUCAUGGGGAUUUGACAGAAAAACUGAAGCUGCUUUAUAAAAUGCAUGUGUUGCCUGAGCCAGCUCAUGAGCAAGAGGAACCAGAUUCUGCUUUUGAAGCUACCCAGUAUUUCUUUGAAGAUAUCACCCCCGAGACUUCUCUUGGGCUGGAUCCAAAGUCUAAAAAUGAUAAAGAUGAUGGUUUUGUAACAGUCACCUUCAAAACUGAAAAAGUUAAAAAGACACACACUCCUGACUAUCGGACCUAUUUACGGCUAUGGAACCAAGAGAGCAAGUCAAAAUUGGAGAACAUGAAGGAACUGCCUAAACUGAACCAGGGGCAGUUUAUUGAGCUGUGCAAGACGCUCUACAACAUGUUCAGUGAGGACCCAAAUGAGCAGGACCUGUACCACGCCACAGCCACAGUGACCAGUCUUCUUCUAGAGAUUGGGGAGGUGGGAAAACUGUUCUGUAGCCCAGCUGGUGGGGAGGAUAAUAGGGACAUCAAAGACAGUGCCAUGGGCCAGGCUAAAGGGGACUCCCUUUUCCAGCAGAAUGGGCAGGGGGACCCUUUUCUCUCUGGUAUGACCACACAGGGGGAAGGCGAAGCGAAGUUCUGCAGCUCGGGGGCUUGCGGUGAGCAGCCUCUCUGCUCACAGAUGGAGGACAUCAAGCUAGAAGAUUCGUCCCCGAAGGAUAUUGGCAUGUCUUCCGCCAUGCUUAUUUCCGAUGACGAGACCAAGGACGACACCUCCAUGUCCUCCUACUCGGUGCUGAGCGCCGGCUCCCAUGAAAUGGAAGAAAAGCUGCAGUGCGAAGAUAUUGCUGAUGACACGGUGCUGGUGCGCAGUAACCAUGGCAACUCCCUGCCGCAUAGCACCAGCAUUGACAAGGACUGGGCCAUCACCUUUGAGCAGUUUCUGGCCUCAGUGCUGACAGAGCAAGCCCUGGUCAUCUACUUCGAGAAACCAGUGGAGAUCGUGGCGCGGAUCUCCAACGCCAAGAAUAUUCGAAAGGUGGGGAGACAGAUCAUAUCUGCUAGUGACUAUGAGAUCUCCACUCUCUCUGGCUGAAAGCUGAGCUCAGAAAAAUAAAUAAACUGUAUCGCUGUCUCUUUCAUUAUUCUUCCACCUGUAGACCCAAGAAGUUAAUACCAAUACAAUUGUAAACAGAGGUACUGUCUGUCUUAAGUGCACUGUGUAAUAUUCAUCUGCUAACAACGGCUAGGUAGGUGGUAGAUAACACUGAUUGAGAACUGAGAAGUUGUUUAUAUGUUUAAUUAAUAAUAAUAUAUAGAAUUUUAAAAAGUUUGACACUGUAUUUUAUGAUGUGUGAAAAAGCGGUUUUAUUCUUAGACUGUUAACAGAGCUAUAAUCCAUGCGGAGAAUCCUGAUUUCCCAGGAAGAUGUGGUGGAAAAGCAAAGAAAAGUAUUUGAUUCUGACCUUAAGUGAGAAGGAAAUGCAAUCAUUUUAAACUUAUCUACAAUAUACAACCUAAGCUUGCUAUACUUUAUAUGGAGUAAUGUACAAAACUAAUAACCUGUUAGAUCAUGUUAGGCUAUGUAUUCUUAUGUUGUGAUCUAUACUUAUUCUCUUAACAGAAUAAAAUUAAAAGCUAACAUUAUGUUCAAAGCCGUAUCUAAUCGGAUAUGUACUCCUGUGGCUUGACUACAUACUGUUCUGGAAACUUUGCCACACUGAUCUAAAAUGUUAGCUGUCUAUUGAUAUAUUGUACUCUAUUGAUACUGGAGCACCUGCACUUUGAGUCACAGUUUUUUUCGUUUCUCUAUUAUUUGGCCCAUCAAGGGCUUUUUCUUCACUAUAGUUAUUAAAGUGUCACACCUGACGUCUUACCUCUGUAUCAUACUGAGGAACCAGCUGGUCUUUUUUAUUUAUGUAAUUUGUUGCUGUAUCUGAAGUUGCUGUUUUAAUUUGUUUCAAUGUGAAAAUUUUUAAAUGUCAUGUUCAUGGUUUCCGCCACAAAAACUGAUAAAAGAAUGUAGAAUAAAUAACGCAAUGCUACAUACGUGAGAAAUGUU
Lepisosteus oculatus (spotted gar) is the source of this 5554-nucleotide messenger RNA. It is a transcript of the gene tbc1d9, whose product is annotated as TBC1 domain family, member 9 (with GRAM domain). Gene Ontology annotation, molecular function: calcium ion binding. The record is from RefSeq and is a predicted model, not a curated record. NCBI's taxonomy places the organism in Eukaryota, Metazoa, Chordata, Actinopteri, Semionotiformes, Lepisosteidae.